AUGGCGAGCAUCCUAGCCAGCCCCCGGGGGCCCGGCUCGACCUGCACCCCCUGCGACUCAUCCUGCUCCAUGGCGGCGACACGCCCUCCCGCCCUGGAGGCCAGGAAACCCCAUAAGUGGAGCGAGGAGAGGAGAGACAAGCACGGAGAACAAGAUCGACAUAGUCUCGCUCUUCCGUACGGUCAAGGCGGACCAGAUCGAGAGCCUAGUAAGGAGUACAUGCUUGCUAGCAAGGAGUACAUGCUUGCUAGCAAGGAGUACAUGCUUGCUAGCAAGGAGUACAUGCUUGCUAGCAAGGAGAACAUGCUUGCUGCUGUCUACCCGCUGCCUCCCCCUCCCCUGCCCCCGUGUGUCGAUCAUGUCAGGGCGUCACAGCAGCUCCCGCGAGCGGAAGGCGUGCUAGACAGCGCAGAGCAAGCUCGUGUAGGCGACAGCAGGAGAGAGGAAGAGCGAGGAAGAGCGAGGGAGAGCGAGGGUUUGGGGCAGAAGCUGAGAGCUUGCUUGACAGUUCAAAGGCCGGGGAACUACAGGAAGGUCGAGGAGGAAGAGGAAGCAAGGCUUGCGCUGAUCGGAGGAAGAGGAGGAAGAGGGAGCAAGGCUUGCGCUGAUCGGACAAUGUGA
This is a messenger RNA of Guillardia theta CCMP2712, 621 nucleotides long. RefSeq lists its product as hypothetical. The record is from RefSeq and is a predicted model, not a curated record. The coding region runs from base 1 to 621 and encodes 206 amino acids. The transcript has a single exon. NCBI's taxonomy places the organism in Eukaryota, Cryptophyceae, Pyrenomonadales, Geminigeraceae.